CCUGUUUCUCAUUCCAGUGAUUGGCGCGGAGACAGGAUAAAACGCCGUGAGAAGCAGGAGUGUGUGAGAGAGAGGGGAACUGCUGACUGAGUCGUGUCGAGGUUCUUGGAGUGAAGCCCUUGUGGAUUGUGUAUACCAAACUUGGAGAGAAGCCCUUGUGGAUGGUGUAUACCGAACCUGGAGUGAAGCCCUUUGUGGAUUGUUUAUUUUUGUUGUUGUGCGCUGCACAGUCUUUCUGUUGAACCUUUUUGAAAGUUAAUAAAGUCUCAGUCAGGAGUUGUUCGUCGACCAUGUCCUCUUCCUUCCCCCAACUACGAACUUAACUGUGCUACACUGGUGCCGAAACCCGGGAAGGAAGACGGGAGCACGUCGCCAUGCAAGCAUCGUCCUCCACCCCAUUUGCGGACAUCAUCGCGUCCCUCGCGGUUCUGCACCGCAAACAACAACAGGCCCUGCUGGAGCUAAGAAGUGAUCAGGAGCGGUGCUUUCAAGCCAUCCUACAGACCCAGCAGGAGGACCGCGAGGCGUUCCGGAGCUGGAUUGACCGGGAGGUUCACCGGGAGCCCACCGAGCAGCCCGCUGUGCCUGUCCACCUGCCCCUAAACAAGAUGGGCCCACUGGACGAUCCAGAAGUUUUCCUCGAGCUCUUUGAGAGAUCCGCUGAGGCGUGUAAAUGGCCGCGGGACCAGUGGUCUAUGAGGCUGGUCCCGCUCCUCUCAGGAGAAGCACAGGUGGCGGCACAGCAGCUCCCAGUCCAGAACCUCCUGGUCUAUGACGACCUACGGCGGGCCAUCGUCCAGCGGGUUGGUCGGACCCCAGAGCAGCAUCGACAGCGCUUCCGCUCCCUUGACCUGGGUGAGUCCGGCCGGCCCUUCAUGAUGGCCCAGCAGCUCCGGGACUCGUGCCGCAAAUGGUUGCUGGCUGAGGGAAGCGACGUGGACCUGGUCAUCGAUCGCGUGGUGCUGGAGCAGUUCAUCACUCGGCUCCCGAAAAAAACUGCCAAGUGGGUCCAGUGCCACCGGCCCACGUCGCUGGACUCAGCCAUCCAAUUGGCGGAGGACCACAUGGUGGCGUGCCAAGGGGUCGGCGAGCCCCUUCCAGCUGCCUCUCUCUCUCCCUCUCUUUUGUCCCCCUCUCUCUCUAGACCUGUCCCUCUUCCUAGGUCUCGUCCGCCCGGCCCACCUCGUGGACAGCCACCUUCCCAGGGGGGCGGGACUCCCUGCUGCCGGGACGGACCCCACUCCUGCUUCUCCCCUUUCUCCGCGCCAUCCAUUCAGCCCACUCUCUGCCACUGGAGCGGCGGGCAGGUCUGGGCCGGCCUGUUGGCGGUGUGGGGAUCCGGAUCAUUUUGUGGAUAAAUGUCCGGUUAUGGAGGUCGGGACAGUGAUCCGGGUCCCCGACGAUCCACAGGCCGCCCCUGGUCAGGCUGGCGGGUACCAAAUACCUUGAUUGGCGCGGAGACAGGAUAAAACGCCGUGAGAAGCAGGAGUGUGUGAGAGAGAGGGGAACUGCUGACUGAGUCGUGUCGAGGUUCUUGGAGUGAAGCCCUUGUGGAUUGUGUAUACCAAACUUGGAGAGAAGCCCUUGUGGAUGGUGUAUACCAAACUUGGAGAGAAGCCCUUGUGGAUGGUGUAUACCGAACCUGGAGUGAAGCCCUUUGUGGAUUGUUUAUUUUUGUUGUUGUGCGCUGCACAGUCUUUCUGUUGAACCUUUUUGAAAGUUAAUAAAGUCUCAGUCAGCAGUUGUUCGUCGACCCUGUCCUCUUCCUUCCCCCAACUACGAACUUAACUGUUGUAAAAAAGGCCACCCUUCAGAAAUGGACUCUCCCAAACUCCCCCGCCUCUGUUCGUGACUUGGACUGUUCCAAAACUUUCCGGGGAGUUGGAAAACAAGAUGUUAUGGAGAGAGACUGCGUAGAUAUGCUCAUUUAUUGUAAAUAAUAGUUAAAUUAGUCAGAAGUGUUGCAAUCCAAAGAUUUUGAGGAUUAUGUGUGUGCGUGCAACUAAUUGUAAGUACAUUUGCAUAGUUAUAAUACGUUCAUGAGAGAGAUUAAAGAUCGCCAUCGCGGCAUUCCGCCUAAAUGUUCAGACUGUUAAAUAUGUUUGCACUUUAUAUUAUCACGUAAAUUUCACAUGAUCCUUCCGUGUUACUUAUCUGGACAGUAUUUAAUGUUAUAUCUGUAUUAUAUAGUGUUGGAUUACAACGUGUUUCAGGGAACAUGUUCAGGCAUGUCUAUUUAGUGAGUUAGACGUAUGCGCUGUUAACACUACAUGCGCUGAGCACGCAGUACAGUAUUAUAAUCAUUUGUAUAGAGUUCCCAUUUAUAUAUAUAUAUUUAUAAUUCACUUUAUUUGGUUUAUAAUGCCCUUUACCAUGCUGAUUAUAUUUAUAACCAGUAUUCAAGUACUCACUUAUAGAUCUAGUACUGUUUAUAGAUCUGUGAUUGUUUAUUUAUUUAUAUUUUGUAUAUUGUUUAUGUUUACAGAACCACACACGCAAUAAAUUAUCUACAAGUACCCCUGGUGUGAGACGUUAUGUUCUAACCGGACAUCCUGUGGUCGUUCAAUUACUCCGAACCAAAAAAGAGUGAACAGUAGUUUU
Molecule: messenger RNA, 2601 nt
Organism: Megalobrama amblycephala (Wuchang bream)
Lineage: Eukaryota; Metazoa; Chordata; Actinopteri; Cypriniformes; Xenocyprididae
Exons: 2
Coding region: 375-1358 (327 amino acids)
Source: RefSeq, a predicted model, not a curated record